GGCUGUCAGCCACUUCAGAAUGAAGCUGAACAUCUCUUUCCCGGCCACUGGCUGCCGGAAGCUCAUUGAAGUGGACGAUGAACGAAAACUUCGUACCUUCUACGAGAAGCGUAUGGCCACAGAAGUUGCUGCUGACGCUCUGGGUGAAGAAUGGAAGGGUUAUGUGGUCCGAAUCAGUGGCGGGAACGAUAAGCAGGGUUUCCCCAUGAAGCAGGGUGUCUUGACCCAUGGCCGAGUUCGCCUGCUACUGAGUAAGGGGCAUUCCUAUUACAGACCAAGGAGGACUGGGGAGAGAAAGCGCAAAUCUGUCCGGGGUCGCAUUGUGGAUGCCAAUCUGAGUGUUCUCAACUUGGUCAUCAUGAAAAAAGGGGAGAAAGAUAUUCCUGGACUCACUGAUACUACAGUGCCUCGUCGCCUGGGUCCCAAAAGAGCUAGCAGAAUCCGCAAACUUUUCAGUCUCUCUAAAGAAGAUGAUGUCCGCCAGUAUGCUGUGCGAAAGCCCCUAAACAAAGAAGGUAAGAAACCUAGGACUAAAGCACCCAAGAUUCAGCGUCACGUGACUCCACGAGUUCUGCCACACAAAUGCUGGCGUGUUGCUCUGAAAAAACAGCGUACUAAGAAAAACAAAGAAGAGGCUGCAGAAUAUGCUAAUAUGGCCAAGAGAAUGAAGGAGGCCAAAGAAAAACGGCAGGAACAGAUUGCCAAGAGACAGAGGCUGUCCUCUCUGAGAGCUUCUACUUCUAAGUCUGAGUCCAGUCAAAAAUGAGAUGUUCUAAGAGUAACAAAUAAAUAAGAUCAGACAUAAAAAAAAAA
Messenger RNA from Cervus elaphus (red deer), 813 nucleotides. Its product is annotated as 40S ribosomal protein S6-like. The transcript has a single exon. The coding region runs from base 20 to 766 and encodes 248 amino acids. Gene Ontology annotation, molecular function: structural constituent of ribosome. Gene Ontology annotation, biological process: translation. The record is from RefSeq and is a predicted model, not a curated record. NCBI's taxonomy places the organism in Eukaryota, Metazoa, Chordata, Mammalia, Artiodactyla, Cervidae. Gene Ontology annotation, cellular component: ribosome.